Fusarium oxysporum Fo47 is the source of this 986-nucleotide messenger RNA. Its product is annotated as DNA polymerase delta, subunit 4-domain-containing protein. The transcript is spliced from 2 exons. Gene Ontology annotation, biological process: DNA synthesis involved in DNA repair; DNA-templated DNA replication. Lineage: Eukaryota; Fungi; Ascomycota; Sordariomycetes; Hypocreales; Nectriaceae. Gene Ontology annotation, cellular component: delta DNA polymerase complex. The coding region runs from base 270 to 881 and encodes 203 amino acids. The record is from RefSeq and is a predicted model, not a curated record. Gene Ontology annotation, molecular function: DNA-directed DNA polymerase activity.
GCAUUUGGUCCCUUCCAGCCUUCCCAUUAGAGCCACCCAACCUAGUCGCUGACCCUGUACCUGUGGUCAAUAAACGACCUCACAUUUCGAUCAUCAUCACUCACCAUAAAGCAUCCGUUCUCUCAACGUUAACCGUUAAGCUUGCAACUUGUUUUACUCUUCAGCACCAGCCAGCGCCUGUUUACAGCUCUAUAGAUUUCACUUACAAUUCAUCAAGCGUCAUCCUCAGCAUUCAGCAGCGCCAUCUCGUUUUAGGAGCUGAGCCCACUAUGCCCACAACUCGACGAUCCGCUGCCAGCACUCGCAGCAGGGGCCUGCCAGCCAAGGGACAGUCUACUCUGAGUUUCUCAAACAAAGUCACCAAACCAGUACCCAAAAGCGCCAAGAAGUCUGCCAUCUCUGCUUCGAUCACAAAGCUCGACCCCAGCCAGCAUGCUACACAGCGUGAAGUUGAAGAUAUUGUUGUCAACGACCAUGAGUCCAUAGAAGUUGAUAAGGAAGAAGAAGUUGAGGCAGCGACAGAGACUGAGGUAGUCCCAGAACCUGCGAAGUCUGAAUUGGAGCUGCAAGCAGAGAAAGUCACAGACGCACAGAUCAAGAAGUACUGGAAGUCCAUUGAAGACCAAUGGACUACGCCGCGAUUGCACCAGCAAGGUGUAUCUUUGAGUGAGAAGGUUCUUCGAUAUUUCGAUGUCAGCUCACAAUAUGGUCCCUGUAUAGGCAUGCCUCGCAUUAAGCGCUGGAAACGAGCUGAACGUCUGGGUCUUAAUCCUCCGGUUGAAGUCCUCGCUGUUCUUCUCAAGGAAGAAAGAAAGGGUAACGAUAAAGUCGAAACGGCUCACAUGGAUGAGAUCCUCAAUUCGACUGCUGUAGGGGCCUGAAAUGUCUCCGCCUGUUAUUUGGUCACCAGAGGCUGUUUACGGAGUAAGGUGUUUGAGGGAAUGAUAUUCAGGUGCCGGUGUGGCUUUAUUUGCUGUCUCAAUUAU